Acanthosepion pharaonis is the source of this 1374-nucleotide messenger RNA. Lineage: Eukaryota; Metazoa; Mollusca; Cephalopoda; Sepiida; Sepiidae. The record is from the annotation of a GenBank genome assembly.
AUGUGUGCUUCUCUCUCUUUUAUUAUGUGCUUCUCUUCUUUUAUGUGUUCUUCUCUCUUAUACGUGUGCUUCUCUCUUUUUAUGUGUGAACUUCUCUUUUUAUGUGUGCUUCUCUCUUUUACGUGUGCUUCUCUCUUUUAUGUGUGCUUCUCUCUUAUAUGUGUGCUUCUCUCUUUUAUGUGUGCUUCUCUCUUUUAUGUGUGCUUCUCUCUUUUACGUGUGCUUCUCUCUUUUAUGUGUGCUUCUCACUUUUGUGUGCUUCUCUCUUUUAACUUCUUCUCUCUUUUAUAUACACGUGCUUCUCUCUUUUAUGUGUGCUUCUCUCUUUUAUGUGUGCUUCUCUCUUUUAUGUGUGCUUCUCUCUUUUAUGUGUGCUUCUCUCUUUUAUGUGUGCUUCUCUCUUUUAUGUGUGCUUCUCUCUUAUACGUGUGCUUCUCUCUUUUAUGUGUGCUUCUCUCUUUUAUGUGUGCUUCUCUUUAUACGUGUGCUUCUCUCUUUUAUGUGUGCUUCUCUCUUUACGUGUGCUUCUCUUUAUACGUGUGCUUCUCUCUUUUAUGUGUGCUUCUCUCUUUUAUAUGUGUGCUUCUCUCUUUAUGUGUGCUUCUCUUUAUAUGUGUGCUUCUCUUCUUAUAUGUGCUUCUCUCUUUUAUGUGCUUCUCUCUUAUAUGUGUGCUUCUCUCUUUUAUGUGUGCUUCUCUCUUUUAUGUGUGCUUCUCUCUUAUACGUGUGCUUCUCUCUUUUAUGUGUGCUUCUCUCUUUUAUGUGUGCUUCUCUCUUAUACGUGUGCUUCUCUCUUUUAUGUGUGCUUCUCUCUUUUAUGUGUGCUUCUCUCUUUUAUGUGUGCUUCUCUCUUAUACGUGUGCUUCUCUCUUUUAUGUGUGCUUCUCUCUUUUAUGUGUGCUUCUCUCUUUUAUAUGUGUGAACUUCUCUCUUUUAUGUGUGCUUCUCUCUUAUAAUUGUGCUUCUCUCUUUUUAUGUGUGCUUCUCUCUUUUAUGUGUGAACUUCUCUCUUAUUAUAGCAUACUUCUCUCUUUUGUUUUAUUCUCUCUUUUAUGUGUGAACUUCUCUCUUUUAUGUGCUUCUCUCUUUUUACGUGUGUUUCUCUCUUAUAUGUGUGCUUCUCUCUUUUAUGUGCUUCUCUUAUCUCUUUACGUGUGCUUCUCUCUUUAUAUGUGUGCUUCUCUCUUUUAUGUGUGCUUCUCUCUUUUUUAUAACUGCUUCUCUCUUUUAUGUGUGAACUUCUCUCUCUUUAUAGUGUGCUUCUCUCUUUUAUUUGUGCUUCUCUUUUAUAUGUGUGCUUCUCUUUUAUGUGCUUAUUAUAGUGUGCUUCUCUCUUUUUUUUUAUGUGUUAUUCUCUCUUUUUUAUAUGUGUGA